Molecule: messenger RNA, 1695 nt
Organism: Arvicanthis niloticus (Nile rat)
Lineage: Eukaryota; Metazoa; Chordata; Mammalia; Rodentia; Muridae
Source: RefSeq, a predicted model, not a curated record
CCUCCGCGCGUGCGUGCCUCAGCGAAGCCCCUGGCGCUGACAAUGGCGGAGCUUGGUGAAGCGGACGAAGCGGAGUUACAACGCCUGGUGGCCGCCGAGCAGCAGAAGGCGCAGUUCACUGCACAGGUGCAUCACUUCAUGGAACUAUGUUGGGAUAAGUGUGUGGAGAAGCCAGGAAGUCGGCUAGACUCCCGCACUGAAAACUGCCUCUCUAGCUGUGUGGAUCGGUUUAUUGACACUACUCUUGCUAUUACCGGUCGGUUUGCCCAGAUCGUACAGAAAGGAGGACAGUAGACCAAAAGACUUGUUACUAAGCAGAUUGAAUGGCCAGUGGUGAAAGACUUGUCAACGUGUCUGUUGGUGUUAAAAAGUAAGAGAGCAAAUGUUCAAAAGUGAAAUUUUAUUUAUGGGAAUUCAGUAAUUCCAACUUGUAUCACACCAGUUAAUAAAUGUGAAGUCUCCAAUUUUUUUUUCUUCUAAAUCCCAAUUUAGGAUUCAACAUAAUCAUCUCUAAGGAACACUAAUAAGAAAUGUUCCAGGGCUGGUAAUGCAAAUGGGAGAGUACAGGUUUUCAAGAGUGGCCCUAAACCAUUGUUAAGGGGAUUAGAGGAACCAUCAAAGCCUUAGCCUAAGGCAUGGAUUAGAACAGAAUUUUAUUGCUUAUGUGACCAAGAAAAGAUGGAACAUGGGGGGGGGGGGGAGGGGUGGUAAAUCAGGCAAAAUGUGCUUUCCUUGGGGAAAAAAUAAGUCUGUUAAAAAUGGGAGGAAGGUAAGGUCAGAACUCAAAUGUGGAAGUGCCUUCUUUGCAGGACCAUCUUCCUGAGUCUGUGCUUAGAAUCAGUACGUUUGUAGCACAAAGCUGCAUUAAAAAUGCCCAAAACUACUUCCAACAAAGGUAUUACUUGCUUCUAGAAGGUUAUGAGGUAGUAACUAGACUCUCCCUCCACUAAACCCAAGGAAAAGAAUAUACCAUGGAACUUAAGUUUGAGUACUAAAGUCAUUAGUGUUUCAGUAUCCCAAAAGGCUGCACCUGCUCAUAAUCAAGGGAUAGGGCACAUCUGGCCAACCAUUUAUUUUAAGAACAAGCACUUUAUUAGAAAUGUUCCAUAAAGAGCACAAAUUUAGUUAAAACUAUAAAAUGCCACUUCAUGGGAUGUCAGCAUUAUCGUAUUCUAUUGCUGGUGUCUGUCAUGCUAACCAUGAAGUAUCUUUGUAUUACACACGGACAAAGUAAGGCCAGGGAGGUUAGUUAACCUGCUCUAGAACUCAAUUAGUGGCAGAACCAUGACAUUUCAUGCAUUUCACUCAGUACCAAAGUGACAACCUCAAAAGCAAAAACCUUGACAAUGUCACUUUAUCUUUCCUCUUAAUGAAAAGUCAACUGUUCUGCCAACCACUUUCCAGUGGUAUUUUGGUUUCUUUUAAUAUCAGGAUCACAGUAUAUAGCAGGGGGAAAUAACAUGUUCUUGAUAAUCAAAACACAAAGUCAGACUGGGAAGUGGGUAUGUCCCUGAGAAGUGUGUUUCAUUUUGGAAUUGAUUCAACUGGUUUCAGGGAAAAUCUAAAAUCCAUUAAUAGAAUUAGAAAUGAACAAGGAAAACAACAGGACUGGGGGUAUGGCUCAAUGGUAGAGCACUUGCCUAGUAUAUGCAAGGCCUUCGGUUCAAUCCCCAACUCAGCAAAAAGGAAAAAAAA